Daphnia magna is the source of this 1229-nucleotide messenger RNA. RefSeq lists its product as uncharacterized. Bases 590 to 988 code for a protein of 132 amino acids. The record is from RefSeq and is a predicted model, not a curated record. NCBI's taxonomy places the organism in Eukaryota, Metazoa, Arthropoda, Branchiopoda, Diplostraca, Daphniidae. The transcript is spliced from 4 exons.
GCGAAAUGAAGAGCGGACUUUUUCGGUUUGUGCUAUACCGCAUGGUCUCUAUUGAAUUCGGAUGCUGGAUCAAUAUGCUCUAGAUGCAACGGUUGGAAAGGUGAGUAAAAUGCAAGAUAAAUAGCACCAAGGUCUUGAACAUGCGAUGCAUUCGAAAACAACAAACUUCUUGAGGUGAUGCUAUGGGCGAUCGCAGAAAAUGAGAUAUAUAUUGGGUUAACCUAGUGACAGCGUCUUAUUUCUUCGUGCCCAUGGGUCACUGAAAGGAGUGCCCCAUCCGUUAGAUUCCCAACAACUACGACAAUUUGGUGAGCUGCAAUAGACGCAUAAGCCAAUUAUCUCCGUCCCUUCUCGUUCUCUGUAACGCCUGCAUUUUCAGCGUGAUUAUUCCAUUUGCACUUGUACGACAACGUACCUCGUCACAGUCGCCCCCUUCGUCAAGAAAACCGGACAGUGCAACGUGUGCAACUCGAUUUUGUGUUAAGUCCGCCAGUACAGUUUGGACAUCUGCAUCGGUCAAUCAAAACUCUUUGUCCUCCGUGAAUCUGCAUUAAGCUCAUCGAUCAAACUCCGAUUUGAAACCACUAAAAUGGUGAAACGCCAACAGAGCAGCGGAAAUUUAUUGCCAAAACGUUCCGUAUCUUUCGAUCAUGGGAUCACGGCGGCUUUCCUUCUCAUUUUUGGUUGUUUCGGUUUAGCGCUCGGUGGUACCAUGACGGGACUGUCCUACGGCUACGAAAAGAGAGACGGCUUUACUUCAGUGGCCGAGUCUUAUAACCUGCGUUGUGACAUUGCCGGUCCGGUCCUAUUGGCCAGUGGUGGAAUCGGCGUUCUCUUGGCUUUGAUUCUGAUCUCAGUUUUUGAUGUUUGCUCUCAGCCGGAAUGGUCAAGUUGCGAAGCUGCCCCGUCAGUGCCUAGCGUCUCGCACGGUGUUGAAAUUCAUGUCGAUGGGAAUAACAGCACAUCAGGUGGACGCCGAUCAUAUUGAAAAUCGGUUCUCGGUACCGGUUGAUUAUGGUCUUUUAUUAUUGCAAUUGAAAAAUGUCUGCCCUGUUUGCAAUGUUUCGGUAAUUUAAUUAAUUAAUCUCCUUUAUUUUUUAUUGCCACUAAGCGUAGCGCAAGAACUCGAUUCCAAGAAUUAAAGAAAACCUGAUUUCGUUAUAGUUUUGCCCAAAAACAGCAGAGAGAGUGGUUAAUUGAAAGAUAAAUAAAUGGAGAAUUUGUGUAUU